This is a messenger RNA of Fusarium sp. VM40, 156 nucleotides long. Lineage: Eukaryota; Fungi; Ascomycota; Sordariomycetes; Hypocreales; Nectriaceae. The record is from the annotation of a GenBank genome assembly.
AUGAUCAUCUACAGCACUGCCUACAAGGUGUCAUCCACCUUGGGCCUCAUUUAUCGAAGUCGGUCAAUGGCUCUUGCGCAGAAAAUUGCGCACCACGAACCUGGGUUGCCAUGUAUCACGCGAGAGACCUCAGACUGUGAUACGUUCCAGAGUUGA